AGUGGGGGCGUCGGUAUCGCUACCAACGCGGUCUCGCCCACCCCCGCCCCGCCGAGUGGAGCUCCCGCCAUCUUGCCCCGCCCCCCCACAGCCCAGUCACCUUUUCCCUUUCUACACUCUCUGUCCCCCACUCCGUCCCUUUUCAAUCGUGUCCCAGGCCUCAGCAGCAGAAACCGCGCCAUCUCUACCCCUACAUUCUCCACGCGGGACGCGCAGCCGUGCCUACAAGUGUCCUUAAAGCAGAGAUGAAUAAUACUGCAGCUAGCCCAAUGUCUGCUGCCACUUCAGGUAGUGCAAGAAGUACAGGAAAGGCUAUAAGCUUUGCAGCAGAAUUGCAGAGUAUGAUGUUUUCUUUAGGUGAUGCUAGGAGGCCUCUUUAUGAAACAGCAGUUUUGGUAGAAGAUGUGGUGCACACUCAGUUAAUUAAUCUGUUACAGCAAGCUGCUGAAGUUUCUCAGCUGCGGGGAGCAAGAGUAAUCUCUCCUGAAGAUCUUCUGUUUUUGAUGCGCAAAGAUAAGAAAAAGCUUAGAAGACUACUAAAAUAUAUGUUUAUUCGAGACUACAAAUCAAAGAUCGUCAAAGGCAUAGAUGAAGAUGAUCUUCUAGAAGAUAAACUAGGUGGCAACAGUAACACAAACAAAAGACAAAAAAUUGCUCAGGACUUUCUCAACUCUAUUGACCAGACAGGAGAACUUCUGGCAAUGUUUGAAGAUGAUGAAAUUGAUGAAGUUAAACAAGAAAGAAUGGAGAGGGCAGAAAGACAGACACGAAGUAUGGAUUCAGCUCAAUACGCAGAGUUUUGUGAAAGUCGACAAUUAAGCUUCUCCAAAAAAGCUUCCAAAUUUCGAGACUGGUUGGACUGCAGCAGCAUGGAGAUAAAACCCAAUGUUGUCGCUAUGGAAAUUUUAGCUUAUUUAGCAUAUGAAACAGUGGCACAGUUAGUGGAUCUGGCUCUUCUUGUGAGACAGGACAUGAUAACCAAAGCAGGGGACCCCUUCAGUCAUGCCAUUUCUGCAACUUUCAUUCAGUAUCACAACUCUGUUGAGGGGUCUUGCAUGAAGUCCUGCCCCGACUCUCCUGAGAACACGCCACCUCCUACACCAACAGCUCCAUCAUCUGGAUCCCAGCACUCAGGGAGAACCACAUCAGGAUCCCUAGGGAGUGGGAGUGCUACACAGGACUCUACUAAAACCAAGCAGAGGAAGAGAAAAAAGAGCACUGCGGCCUGUGGUGUUGAGGCUCACAGCGAUGCCAUCCAGCCCUGCCACAUCAGAGAGGCCGUUCGACGCUAUGGCCACAAGAUUGGCCCCCUUUCCCCAUUCACAAGUGCCUACCGCAGAAAUGGGAUGGCUUUUCUAGCCUGUUGAUGUGACUGUGCCUGCGACGACUGGAAAGGCAACGUUAUACUGAGGUGAUCUCUUGAAAAAAUAAAAGUUUACGUUCUCCAUGUCCUAGGGAGUGGAAUGGCUUAUUGUGACUCUCAACUGGCUGGCUCCUGCUCUUUUCCAGCCCCCUCAACACUUAGUCUCGUUUACUAGAUGGACCAUUUAGCUAAUAAAUGGCAGGAUGUUUGGGAUAGCAUGUAGGUGGACAAGAAUGUAGAUCACACGAUUUUGAAAUUUUGAUUUGGCAUGGAUUUGCUACCCUCAACACACGUAUCCUAAAAGCAAUGUCUCCCCACCCCACUGUGUUUGGUCAGUGUUUAUUUGAUACCAUUAUAAUCCAGGUUUGAGACAAAAGAGACAAAAUUAAAAGGACAGUUGAUCUUCUCCUCCACUGUCCUACCAGCUUUACUUUCCAACACUUGUUGACUGCAUCUGCAUGUAUUUUACAGAUGCCUGUUUGUUUUAUAGCUAAUCAAAGAUCUAAUUGACCUGCUGAACUGCCUUUUUCCCUCUCUUCUUCCCUCAUGUACUAUAUCUGAAUAUGGGUCAUUUCCAUGCCUUCUUCCCAUCUUCCUGCCAUCAGCCAUGUGUUUCUCCUCAUACAGAACUUUUUCCUACAUUUCCCUCCUUUCCCCUGGUCCACUUGCCAGGGCCACCAUCCUAUCCAUUCCCUGUCCUAUCAGAAGCAGUAGAAAGGAGCAGAAAAGCUUGCUUCCUCUCUUCAGCACCCCCACCCAGUUGGAGACUGGGCAGCCGCAUUGCUUGCUGGAGCAGCUGCGCUACCCUCUGGCAUCUGUGUUUUCUGUGGUAAAUGAGGAACUGUAACUCCUGGGAACAAACCAAAAUAUGGCAGAUGAAGUUGUACAGUUCCUGAUUAAACAUGAAUUGUAAAGAAGGAAGUUAUUUCUUUAAAUUCUGUGGGAAUUUUGUGUAAUUUAACUUUUAUCAUGGUUUCACACAAACCAAAACAGUCUUUUAUAAAGAAUUAAUAAAAACAGAAAUGAGAA
Marmota flaviventris (yellow-bellied marmot) is the source of this 2392-nucleotide messenger RNA. It is a transcript of the gene Supt3h, whose product is annotated as SPT3 homolog, SAGA and STAGA complex component. The record is from RefSeq and is a predicted model, not a curated record. NCBI's taxonomy places the organism in Eukaryota, Metazoa, Chordata, Mammalia, Rodentia, Sciuridae. Gene Ontology annotation, biological process: transcription by RNA polymerase II. Gene Ontology annotation, molecular function: transcription coactivator activity; protein heterodimerization activity.